Molecule: messenger RNA, 1602 nt
Organism: Setaria italica (foxtail millet)
Lineage: Eukaryota; Viridiplantae; Streptophyta; Magnoliopsida; Poales; Poaceae
Product: family of serine hydrolases 3-like
Exons: 8
Molecular function (GO): calcium ion binding
Source: RefSeq, a predicted model, not a curated record
GGGAGGAAAAUUCCAGCGGACGCCACGCCACCACUGAACGCCCCGGGCCUUUCUUCCUCCUCCUCCGUCGCUUCCCACUCCUUGCCUUCCUUAAUCCCGCGCUCGUUGCCCCGGUUCGAUCCCUACCCACCACCGGGCUCAUGGCGGAUCAGCUCACCGACGACCAGAUCGCCGAGUUCAAGGAGGCCUUCAGCCUCUUCGACAAGGACGGGGAUGGUUGCAUCACAACCAAGGAGCUGGGUACUGUCAUGCGCUCACUGGGGCAGAACCCUACAGAGGCUGAGCUCCAGGACAUGAUCAAUGAGGUUGAUGCCGAUGGCAAUGGCACCAUCGAUUUUCCAGAAUUUCUCAAUCUUAUGGCUCGCAAGAUGAAGGACACCGACUCGGAGGAAGAGCUUAAGGAGGCCUUCCGUGUGUUUGACAAGGACCAAAAUGGCUUCAUCUCUGCUGCUGAGCUCCGCCAUGUCAUGACGAAUCUUGGUGAGAAGCUAACUGAUGAGGAGGUGGACGAGAUGAUCCGUGAGGCUGAUGUCGAUGGCGAUGGUCAGAUCAACUAUGAGGAGUUUGUCAAGGUCAUGAUGGCCAAGUGAGCCACCGAACCAUAAUCUGAAGGCGGAGAAGAUUGUGCAUUGCAUAUUAUUGAGCUCAUGGAGCAGGACAAGAAAGCAAAGGUGCUGUGCCUGCAUGGCUUCCGGACAAGUGGGAGUUUCUUGAAGAAGCAGAUCAGCAAGUGGCACCCUUCUAUCUUCCAGCAGUUUGACAUGGUAUUCCCUGAUGGCAUCUUCCCAGCUGGUGGAAAGUCAGAGAUUGAGGGCAUAUUCCCACCACCGUACUUUGAGUGGUUCCAGUUCAAUAAGGAAUUCACUGAAUACACAAAUCUAGAUGAAUGCAUUUCGUAUCUAUGCGAUUACAUGGUGAGAAAUGGACCGUUUGAAGGUCUGCUUGGAUUCUCCCAGGGUGCAACACUUUCAGCCCUUCUGAUUGGCUACCAAGCACAGGGCAAGGUUUUGAGUGAUCAUCCACCAAUUAAGUUCAUGGUCUCAAUAUCUGGGAGCAAGUUCAGGGACCCAAGCAUCUGCGAUAUCGCCUAUAAGGACCUGAUCAAGGUGAAAUCAGUGCAUUUUAUUGGAGAAAAGGACUGGCUCAAAGUACCUUCUGAGGAGCUUGCUUCUGCCUUUGAUGACCCCCUCAUCAUAAGGCAUCCCCAGGGCCACACUGUCCCCAGGCUUGAUGAUGCAUCUGUGAAACAGCUUUCUGGAUGGAGCUCAAGCAUCCUGGAAAACAUCAAGAAUGAAGAUGUUCAUGUUUCCAAGGCCUUGGAUGCAGAGGAGAGCACUGGUGCAGAACUUUCAGAAAACCUGGUGGAACAAGUUGCUGCUUGAACGUGCUUGCUGCAUGGUGUGGUUGUGUUGUGUUUGAACAUUCUAGUCUUCUAUAAUCUUAUCCCAAGAAACCCGUUCGAUCGACAAGUGUAUCCCAUGUGCUUAAGAAUAAAAAUAAUUCUCUGAAGUUUCAACUGAAACUAGUGGGUUCGAACGUUCAGUGUAAUGUACACGUACUUUCAUUCGCAAGGUAUCCUUGUAUACCAACUUUGUUGAGAUA